AUGGCCCAGGGCCCAAUUACCGCCCUGCAGUCAACCCCGGUGCCUUCCAUGGCGUCUAAACUUCCAACUGCGCUAUCAGAGGAGGAGGAGCAUCAAUUGCGAGAAUGCGAACGCAUCUUACAGUUUCGGGAUGAGGUGCUGUCGGGCGCCCACCCCAGGAUCAAGGUGCCGGCGCAUUUGGUUGCUGCAAAGAAAAGCAGUGAAUCUCGGAGUCCCGGGUCGCUUGCCAUUGCAGCACCAUCUGGACCGGCUGCGUUGAUGAACAACGUGCCUACAGGCCCGAAAUCCGCGAGCGCAAAGGUGGCGAGCCCGAUCAACGGGUCUCAGAUUGCAAACAACUUGCGCUCGUUCAACGCGAACGCGCAUCGCUCUGCCACCGCUGCUUCGAACAUUGCCUCUGGCCUUGAUUCGUCCUUUGGUACCACGAGCACUAUCUCUGGUGUCCCAACCGGACCCAAGGCUGCCACGCCAGCGCGAUACCGCGAGGCCUCGGGGAGUGCUCAGUUUGAUCCCGUACUUCUCACAAAGUCUGACGACCUGAUCAAGGCUGAGAUACAGCUCCAAAGGAAGCGACUCGAGAGUGCGCUGAGCGAGCAACUUCAACAGCAUCGCGCGGCCAAGAAUUCGCAUGCAGCAGAAGCUCUGGUUGAAUUUGAUCUCGCUGACGUUCUCAUGAAGGCUCUCAAGCUGGUUCAGACCUCUACUCUUCCACAGACUGAUGCCAAUCUAGCAGCUAAUGCAAGCGGUACCGAUGGUGAUUCUUUUGACGACGACACGUUCUACUCUAGCAAACACGACACCCCUGAGUCCCACCAAACGCACCGCUUGCCCGAUCGUGAUGAGUCUGGAGACGCUCAGGCUCGUGAAGAUUCCCACUACGAGCCUCCCAUGGUUAUCCAAGCCAGUCCAGUACCUGAGCAGCAAUCUGCGGUAGCUAUGCCACCAUUCGUCCUGUCAAGUGCAAAUGCAACUCAACCUCAGCAGCACCGAGUGCAGCAAACAUCGGCGCCCGAUCCUCGCAACCGCGCAGCUGUGACGUACUCCGGCGAAUACCAGACCGGGUCGGAUGUCGCAGGUACAAGGAAUGCAAACGAUGUGCCAAUGGAAAUAACUUCGUCGCAGGAGAGCGGGGAGGCGAGCAGCUCGAGAGACUCUGGCCUGGUUGGUGACCAACAAAUGGCUCGUCACCAUCUCGAGUCUGUUACGCAGCAACUGAUCGAUCAAGGCUUUGGUCGCCGUCAGUCGCCGAUUCUUCGUGCGCACAACCUGUCUCCUAUUGCCCCUCAGCCUGCACAUGUUUCUCCUCUGGCCACUGCCCGACAGCCCCCAGUGCCCCGACCUGACGCUCCACCAGCUCAAGCGACUCCUGCGCAAGUUGCGGCACUUAGAAACGACCGCUCCAAUGGCUCGAGUCCUGAGAGUUCUCCACAAGGCGGCAAGCCAAACAAGAAAGGCAAGAAGAAGAACAAGAGAAAGGCUGAUCGCAUGGCUACAAAUACUGUGCCAUCACCAUACAUCAAGCCAGAGCCGCGGUCUCCCUCCCCUCUUACUGCGCCUCAGUUCACAAGACCCAACAAGCGGCAGAGACAAGCACAGCGACCAGCACAGUCAGGCUACGAUCAGCCUCGCAUCGAGGAGCCUUUGGAGAUCGUCGCUCCACACGGCUAUCCUGCACGAGUUUAUAGGGAAGAGAGAGUCGCUUCGGGGUACAGUAGUCCGAGCGGACAGCGUCCUCGCCAAGAUUCCCGCCACAUGCUCGUGGCUGAGCCACCAAGGUAUGAGAGGGACUACCACGAAGGACUCCGUCCAACCGAGGCCGUCCAAUACGUCCGGCGCUCUCCACCCGGAGCACCAGCAUAUCCAUACGCGCCUAGUGAGGUGCAAACCAUCAGGUCGGUUUCCCGUGCUGCGAUUGAGAGGCCGUAUCCAUAUUACGAUGUUCGAGACGCUCCUCGCGCUGUAGUACGGCAAGUGGCGGAUCGUGACCGGUCUCGUUCGCCUGUCAUGGUCGAAGAUCGCUCACCAGCCGUCAUGGGCCCUCCACGCUUGCCGCGGUCGAGAAUCGUGCACGUUGACGAGUUUGGCCGCGAAUACUUGGAUCCUGCUCCAAGACCAGAGGGCGUGGUAACCAGGCGCUCUGUUGUGCCAAGGCCGGUUUACGAUGAUCGGGAAGAAUAUUAUGAGAUGCCUAGGUCAACAACGGUGAUUCGGCGUUCUGUUGCACCCGCGAGUGCUUACGGUGAGCCUGAAAUCAUCUACGAGCGGCCUGCUCCGUCAGUCCGUGCCGCUUCCGCCAUGCCUGGCCCACAACGAUAUGACGACGAGGUUGUCUACCACCAGCCGGCUUCUCCCUCAGGCUAUGCCACCACGCGUCGUGUGGUGACCCGUCCAGCAGAGUACGCGGUCCCCGAGUAUCGGUACUACCGCGAGCGGGACUACCAAGCUGCACCCCCCGGCCAAGCCGGCGAUGACUAUUACGAAGUUCGGAAUGUACAGGAGAGACGGCCAGCAGAUGAUGCCCCACGAGAGUACCGAAUCCGGGCCACAACGGUGCGCCCUGAGGCGGCCCUCAGGCCAGAGGUGGUCGGGAUGUCCAGCGUGCGGCCCGAGCCCAUCCCCGGCGGCUACGGUGCGCCGAUCCCACUGGGUGAGCGGCAGGUGAUGCCGCCUCCUCGGCCUUAUAGCACUCGACCUAUUGCACCUCCGCCUCCUCCUCAGCAGCAGCAGCAACAGUACGUGCGUCCGUGGCCAGAGUACGAGGCCCGGCCGUAUCCAGAGCAGGUUGAGGAGGUCGGUGAUGAUGGAGGUGUGACUUACUUGGACAGUGCUCCCAGAGAGAUGUAUAGAUGA
This is a messenger RNA of Diaporthe citri, 2850 nucleotides long. RefSeq lists its product as uncharacterized. The coding region runs from base 1 to 2850 and encodes 949 amino acids. NCBI's taxonomy places the organism in Eukaryota, Fungi, Ascomycota, Sordariomycetes, Diaporthales, Diaporthaceae. The record is from RefSeq and is a predicted model, not a curated record. The transcript has a single exon.